GUGAGAGGGGGAAAGGUUCAGGCAAUAGCUAUGUGUUUGCCAAGGACUGGUUGAGCUCCCUGAAUGGAAGUUGGCAGUACCUCUGGCUAAAUCGGGCAGGUUUGGCACGAGGCUGCACAAUGACGACUGAUUGGGAUUACGACUACCUGAUCAAGCUCUUGUCGUUAGGGGACUCUGGAGUGGGGAAGACCACUUUCCUCUACAGGUACACCGACAACAAGUUCAACCGCAAGUUCACCACCACAGUGGGAAUAGACUUCAGGGAAAAGAGAGUGACGUAUUUGGGGACAGGCUCUAAUGGAACGACAGAGAAGACGUUUAAAGUGCAUCUACAGCUCUGGGACACAGCAGGGCAAGAGAGGUUCAGAAGUCUCACUACAGCCUUCUUCAGAGAUGCAAUGGGCUUCCUUCUUAUGUUUGAUCUGACCAAUCAGCAGAGUUUUCUGAAUGUCAGGAACUGGAUGAGUCAGCUACAGGCAAAUGCCUAUUGUGACAGUCCAGACAUAGUCUUAGUUGGCACCAAAGCAGACCUCAAAGACCUGAGAGAUGUACAAGGAAAACAAGCCAGGGACCUGGCGGACAGAUAUUGUGUACCCUAUUUUGAGACGAGUAGUGCCACAGGGGAUGAGGUAGACCAGGCAGUGACCACUCUGCUGGACCUGGUGAUGAGGCGCAUGGAGCAGAACACAGAGGGCCCUGUGUCAGAGGCUGCCAAUGGGAGCGCAGUCAUUAACGAAGUGGCCGAAACCUCCACCAGCAGGAAGUGUGCCUGUUAGGAUGUCAGCCACAUUUCAUGGACAUGUGGUUGGCUGCAUUCAGAAUGAAGGACCAUUCAUUCAAAUGUGUAACUAUUGCAUCAUAGGAGUUUUAUUAUAUUGGAAAAGUUCAAUUAUCCCAUACAGUAUUUUAAGGAUGUGUAUUAUCCUCUUAUGUAAUAAUGUGUGUUUAUUUUUGGACUGAUAACUGCUGCACUGGCUAUUUAUUCCCAACCUGGUCAGUAUUAUCUUCAGUAUGUACUUGUGAUGUAUGUUAUUGACCAGAAACAAGCAACAUAACACACAAUCCAGUUUUAUAACAUUGUAAAAUGAUUAAAAAGUAAAUGAAAGCACCAUG
Molecule: messenger RNA, 1113 nt
Organism: Oncorhynchus kisutch (coho salmon)
Lineage: Eukaryota; Metazoa; Chordata; Actinopteri; Salmoniformes; Salmonidae
Product: ras-related protein Rab-27B-like
Exons: 6
Coding region: 120-776 (218 amino acids)
Molecular function (GO): GTP binding; GTPase activity
Source: RefSeq, a predicted model, not a curated record